GUUUAGUAGUGAACUUGGCGGCCGUGUGCACUGGUGUCUACGUCUGGCGGACCGCCCUCUUCCUCGAUUUUGCUCCUGCAUUUGGUUAAUGUUCUUUUAGUCAUGCUGUUGCUGUUACCAGGCACAGGAGACGUGACGUGAUAAUAUCCAGUGAUAGUGGUGGUGUUGUGUAUACUGAGAAUUGUGUGAAAACCCAGAAAACUUGUGUGGAUAUAUCGUGAAACACUCGAUUGUUCUCGUGAAGGCGCCCAGUGUUAGUGAUACUCAAAUAGAAAUACUAAAAUUGCGUUUGUGAUAUAUUUCUUGAAAGUACCAGAAGGAAUAAGAUGUGAAGUGUUGUUGUGGUGUAUAGACGAAUGUGUUAGAUUAGGAGACAAUACAGUGUUCUGACAAGAGCAGACACACCAACUACCAGAGACGGCUGUCGUGUACUGCAGGUGUGGGAUGACGCGCGGAGUAUGAGCGUAGUGAGCGUGGUGGCGGGGGCAGCGCCCCCCGGUGGCCCUGGAGGACGAGGGGCGCCUUGGGUACGAUGGCGCGGGCCGCUGCUCCUCCCACUGCUACUGCUGCUGCUCCUGCUGGCCGCAGAGACUUCCGGCGGCGAGGAGGGCGAGGGCAGGGACUCGCUUUUUAUUGUAGACAGAUACGAGGACGAUCCGUCACAGACGUUCACACACCUGACGGUGGACAAGAACACAGGUUCAGUGUAUGCGGGGGGCAUCAACCGCCUCUAUCAGCUCGACCCUGACCUCCGCGUCCUCCAGUCCGUCGUCACUGGCCCCGUCAACGACUCCAUAGAGUGUUCGGCCAGCGACUGUAAGGACGAGACCAUCCGCACCAUAAAGGCCACACAGAACGUCAACAAGGUGCUGGUGAUCGACUACACACGGUCGCGACUUAUCGUCUGCGGCACUGUGCGGCAGGGGUCGUGUCAAGUGCGGGAUCUGCGGGAUAUCACCGGCCAUACCCGCAACGUGAGUGAGGCCAUUGUGGCCAACAACGCCACGUCCUCCACCGUGGCCUUCAUCGCUCCGGGGCCACCCAACCCGCCCGUGACGCACGUCCUUUAUAUCGGCGUCACCUACACGGGCAAGUCCGUCUACCGCGACGAGGUGCCGGCCGUGGCCUCGCGCUCUCUCGAGGACGACAAGUUCUUCGACAUCGCGGUGACGGACGUGACGACGAGUACACGCAUGUUAGUGAACUCGCUGGCCAGAGAGCGCUACCCCAUCUCUUAUGUCUAUGGCUUCGGCUCAGAGAAGUUCAGCUACUUCCUGACGCGGCAGAUGGAGGACACACACGCGGGGUCGCCUUUCAUCAGCAAGCUGGUGCGGGUGUGCCAGAACGACUCGGCCUACUACUCCUACACAGAGAUCCCCAUCGAGUGUAAGGACUCGCAGGGGAAGCGCUACAACUUGGCGCAGGCUGCCUACGUGGGUAAGCCGGGCACCGACCUGGCCACCCAGUUAGGCAUCCAGACCAACGACGACGUACUCUUCGCCGUUUUCUCGCCCUCGGAACCUACCGAGGGGGAGGGAUCACCGCGACCAGCACAGGCCAGUGCACUGUGCGUCUACAGCAUGAAGUCGGUGCGACGCAUGUUCAUCAACAACAUACAGGAAUGUUUUAGAGGGAAAGGCGACAGAGGACUCGACUUCAUAUCACCGUCACACAAAUGCAUCGAGACGAGGAUCAAUGAUCUGAAUGAAGAUUUCUGUGGCAUGGACGUGAAUACCCCACUUGGAGGAGAGCAGCCUGUAGAAGGUUUGGCUAUCCUCACCUUCCCCACUCGGCUCACUGCUGUAGCUGCCACCUCCACGGAAGUCUACACUGUUGUCUUCCUCGGCACUGCUCUUGGGCACCUCAAGAAGGUUGUGAUUGAGAACCAGAAUAAUGCACUGGAGUAUGAUGACAUCGUUGUAGACCAAAAUUCCCCCGUCAGACAAGAUAUGCACUUCGAUAAGGCUGGUGAUCACCUUUACGUCAUGACCAGACAUAAGAUUUCUAAAGUGAAGGCUCAGGAAUGUAGCAUAUAUGAAGGAUGUAACCAGUGCUUGGGUGCAAGAGACCCCUACUGUGGUUGGUGUUCAUUAGAAAACAAGUGUUCAUUGCGGCGUGACUGUCGUGAUGCCACUCAGGACCCUCAACAUUGGGUCAGCUAUAAAACUGGCCGCUGCACCACCAUAAUUCAGGUUAUGCCAGGCAAGCUACAGAGGACCACAGCUCGCACACUGUUCCUGACGAUUGACAACUUGCCAUCAGUUGAGGGGUCUUUGCAGUGUGUGUUUAGUGCCAUGGGCAAAGAUUUGACAACAGAUGCCAAACGCACCUCCCAGGGAGUAUCUUGUACAACUCCAAGAAAUGAUAUGUUGCCAGAUAUACCUCAGAAUGAACAUCACUUUACGGCCAAGCUGUCAGUACGGAAGUCUGAGGGACCCGAGUUUGUAUCCACCAACUUCACCUUCUUUGACUGCAACACAUACAGCUCUUGUACAGAUUGUGUAUCUUCUCCGUUCCCGUGUGAUUGGUGUGUUGACGGGCACAGAUGUACACAUGACUCGGCAGAGAAUUGUAGAAAUGAUGUCUUGGUCAAUGGCGUUAAACGUGAUGGACCAAGCAUUAGGAGUGGACCGGCCUUUUGCCCGCGAAUCACAUUUGUUGAAAGUCAAGAAAUCUUGGUGUCCUCUGGUACAGAAAAGUCCAUCAAAGUCAAGGUGGACAAUAUUGCUCAAUUCAUCACACAAACAAGAUUUGUAUGCCAAUUCAACAUUGAAGGACGAGUAACAAGUGUCAAUGCCAAUCUGUUAAGUGACACAAUAUACUGUGACAGGAUGGAGUUUGCUUACACAACUGCCGCUCCAUCUACCAAUGCCACUUUUGCUGUCAUCUGGGGAGGAUCAAAACCCCUUGACAAUCCUGACAACAUACAUGUCUUAGUUUAUCAGUGUCACCUGAUGGCAAACAACUGCGGGAUGUGCCUGAGUCUACCAGAGCGGUACAGGUGUGGCUGGUGUCAGUCGACAGGCCGAUGCGAGGUGCAAGAUCAGUGUCUUGGAGGCUCCUGGCUGGACCGUGAUCGUACUUGUCCCAACAUCAACAUCACUGAUUUCUUCCCUAAGAGUGGACCCUGGGAUGGAGGCACCAAUGUUACUAUUCAGGGCAUCAAUUUGGGAAAGCACAUUGAUGAUAUCUAUGACGGAAUCACUGUGGCAGGAAUUACCUGUCAACCAUACCGCAAGUCAUACAUCAAGACCAAACAGGUCACCUGUAUGGUGGACAGUCCAGGCGUCAAUGACUUCAAGGAGGGACCCAUUGUUGUAAAGGUGGCUCGAGAAUACAGAGGGGAGUCAUUGGAGAAAUACAGCUUCGUUAACCCAGAGAUCACGGACCUAACACCAGAUUCUGGGCCAAGAUCUGGCGGUACUCUUCUGCACAUACUCGGUAAACACAUGAAUGCAGGCAGUCGUAUUGAGGCCUUCAUUAGUGGACGACCAUGCAAGAUUCAAAGCACAAAUGAAACCGUGGCAACGUGUAUCACCUCGGCAUCAUCUGAUCUCCAAGAAAAAGAAAUUGAAAUGGUUUUUGAUAAUGGUCGUAGAAGACUAGAAGGGAAAUAUUUCACCUACGUCAGUGACCCAACAAUUCACACAGUCAAGUCUGGGAGAGCUGGACAAGCAGGAAUGCGCAAUGGUCCCCGUGGCAUUCCAUCUGGGGGCAUCAUCAUCACAGUUGAUGGGACAAAUUUUGAUGUUAUUAGGGAGCCCAAAAUGUAUGUUGUGUACAGGGAGAAGGAAUAUGCAAGUUCUUGUGAAGUGAAAAAUUCUACAAGAAUGGAAUGCAAGUCACCAAAAAUAGCAGUCGCGGGCAAUGAGCGUAUAGACAAUGAAAACGGGCUGAAGCUGGGCUAUGGCUUUAUCAUGGAUCAUGUAAAAUCGGUUCGAAAUCUCAACCUAGGAACAUUUGCAUCUUUUCUUGUUUACCCCAAUCCAGUUUACUAUGCCUUUGAAGAUUCUAAGGUCAAGCAGUACAAGUCAGAUUAUCUUACUAUCAAUGGUAAGAAUCUGGACCGAGCAUCCCAGGAGAUUGAUGUACAAGUUCUCAUUGGUAUGGAGUCUUGUAACGUGACAUCUCUCUCAAGAUCACAACUAACCUGCCGGCCCCCUAAAGAGCAACCUGCACCUUUGGAUGGACAUGAUCUUCCUCAAGUUGUAGUAAUUGUUGGCAACAACCUCAGAACUGAAAUUGGUUUCUUGAAAUAUGCAAGUACCACAGAUGUUGGCACACUUUCUAAACAGCUGAUCAUCGGGCUGUCUGUGGGUGCAGUGGUCUUGAUUCUCAUCUUGGUAGUCUGCCUAAUAGUUUACCGCCAGAAGAGCAACCAGAACUCUCGUGUUCUCAAAAGCAUGCAAGAACAGAUGGAUGUUCUUGAACUCAGAGUUGCAGCUGAAUGCAAAGAAGCAUUUGCUGAGCUGCAGACAGAGAUGACAGACUUAACAAGUGAUCUGAUUGGUGGAGGAAUUCCGUUCUUGGAAUACCGCACAUAUGCCAUGAAGAUCCUUUUCCCCAAUCUGGAGGAGACCACUGUGUUACAGAUGGACCGGCCAGACCUUGUUCGCAAGGAAAAGGGCCUCAAGCUCUUUGGUCAACUUAUUAUGAACAAGACGUUCUUAUUACUAUUUAUUCGCACAUUGGAAGCCAAUAGAUAUUUCUCUAUGAGAGACAGAGUGAAUGUUGCUGCCCUUAUAAUGGUGGCACUACAAGGUAAAAUGGAAUAUUGUUCAGAUAUUCUCAAGACACUUUUGGCUGAACUUAUAGAAAAAUGCAUUGAAGGAAAGAUACACCCUAAACUUCUAUUCAGAAGAACGGAGAGUGUAGCGGAGAAGAUGCUAUCAUCGUGGUUCACGUUCUUGCUGUACAAGUUUUUGAAGGAGUGUGCCGGUGAGCCACUCUACAUGCUGUUCCGUGCCAUCAAGCAGCAAGUGGAUAAGGGCCCUGUGGAUGCUGUCACCUCAGAAGCCAGAUAUUCCCUAUCAGAAGAGAAACUUAUUCGCCAGAGUAUUGAUUUUAAAGAAAUGACUGUAUAUGUAUCCAUGUGUAAUUUGUACAUGGGUGCAGUUGAUGGGCCUAUGGAGAGUGGAGAAACCCCAGUCAAGGUCCUGGACUGUGACACAAUCUCUCAAGUGAAGGAAAAAUCCCUUGAUGCCAUAUACCGAUCAUACCCUUACUCACAGCGUCCACGAAGGGAAGAUCUGGAUCUUGAGUGGCGCACAGGUGCCUCAGGUCGACUCAUCCUUUAUGAUGAAGACACCACAACUCGGCCUGAGGGAGGCUGGAAGAAAUUAAAUACUCUUGCUCAUUACAAUGUUCCUGAUUUGGCCCAAUUAACUCUCAUACCUAAACAGUCAUCUAUAUAUAAUUAUAUGUCAAUUCUUUCUGAUAAAUCUGACAAAUCACAUCACAAGUAUGAAACAUUAAAUAUGAACAAAUACACCUCAGCCAGUCCGCCCCUCUCGCGAGCCACGUCACCCCUUAACCAUGAUAAUGAAGCAGGGGUUAAGGUAGGAGCAAAGGUGUGGCACUUAGUUCGUCAACAAGAGUCAGAGCAGCGCGAGGGAGAGCGCACUAACAAGAUGGUGUCAGAGAUCUACCUCACACGUCUGCUCUCCACAAAGCUCACACUACAGAAGUUUGUUGAUGACUUGUUUGAGACAAUAUUCAGCACUGCACAUCGUGGCUCUGCUCUGCCACUGGCUAUCAAAUAUAUGUUUGAUUUCCUUGAUGACCAGGCAUUACAACAUGGCAUCACAGACCCUGAGGUGGUGCAUACUUGGAAAAGCAAUAGUCUCCCACUUAGGUUCUGGGUUAAUCUUAUUAAGAAUCCUAACUUUGUGUUUGACAUUCACAAGUCCAAUAUUGUGGAUGCCUGUUUAUCAGUAGUCGCUCAGACCUUUAUGGAUUCCUGCUCCACCUCGGAUCACAGAUUAGGUAAAGAUUCUCCAAGUUCUAAAUUGCUGUAUGCCAAAGAUAUUCCCAUCUACAAAGAGUGGGUGGAACGAUAUUAUGCAGACAUCAAGAUCAUGCAACCCAUCUCCGACCAAGACAUGAAUGCCAUGCUAGCGGAGGAGUCACGGGUAAGUCCAAUGCACACCACAGAGUUCAACAGUCUAGCAGCCCUGGCAGAGCUAUAUAACUAUGCAUUCAAAUACAGUGAUCAGUUGAUGCUAACAUUAGAAGAAGACGAGUUCUCCACCAAGAACCGCUUGGCUUACCGCCUAGAGCAAGUGCACAACAUAAUGACAACCGAUCAGGAAUGACAGGACGCCCCCCCUGACCCACGGGCUGGACAAGAUCAACAGAGGGUUCCGACUUCAGGUCCUGUGGGUCCUGGUUCCUACUCUCCAGGUCCAUAUGGAGGUUCUCCCCCACAUCACGUGUAUCCUGGGGGACCAUACGGCGUGUCUCCGCCACAGUCUGCUGUUUAUGAUGGCCAGCUGGAAACUAUGUUCACUUACCGUGGACAAGGUGCAGCCAUGGGAGAUGGGGGCCAAGGGGGUGUAGAUGGCAGUGUGUAUGGUCUUUAUGGUGUUCCCCAGCAUGCCAGACUCUCACCCGGGGCAUAUGGGAGUGCACCGUUUCCCAACAGAGGGACACCACAGGUGUAUGAAUUUGAAUAUGAAGAGCCUCGAUUCACUUGAGGUAUGGUGGUGAGGAGUGCUGUGUUUCUGCUCAAAAUAAGUUGCUCUAUGUGCAACUGGACAGAAAAACAAAGUGCCUCACACCCAAGGCUACAAUGGUGCCCCGGAGUGAGCAUGAAAAAUAGGCAACAAAGCAACGAACAAACUUGCGCAGCAGCAAGCAAGAAACAGAAGCAGCAAGACUUUACAUUAAGCACUACAGUAAUUUUGUACUAAAUUCCCAGGCUUCUAAUAAACCAAAAUGUGACUGGUGAAGGUGCAUUCUGCAGUCAUUGUUUUUUAACGAGAUUAUCUUGGUGCUGUUUCUUAUGUGUGCAAUGUAGACUUCAAGCUGAGUGCUACUACCUGGAAAAAACUAUAUGGUUAGCACUGAAGUGGUGCUCAUUCACAGUGUGUCAGAAAACAGCAUCUUGUGUUUAGUGUCACUUUUUUAAUUGCCAGUCCUGCCCUGAACACUCGUUUGACCUUUGCUCUUCCGUCUUCCAUCAAGACUGCACGUGACUCCAGCACAAGACUUCGCUGUUUACAAGACUCCGCUCAAAAAGCCGCCGUAAAGAGAGUCCAGUGUUGGAGAUUUAGUGAUACUGUAAUUCCAAAUUCAUCUUCAUUGUUAUUUGGAUAUGUAAAAUGUUGAUGUGAAGUAAUGUCAUUAGUGACAUUCUGUUGCCCAAGGAAACUCAAUUUAUAUCAGAAAUAUUCAGGAUAUUUUUAUUUAUUUUUUUUUCAGGCAGACAUCCAUAAGGAGGUAUAAAUUAUUUUACAUCAUGGAACUCCCUGAAUGCUGUACAGACGAUCAUCCAUAUAUAUUGCCUGCAUUUAAAAAGUAUAGCAAUCAUUACUCUUAAUAAGCUUCUGUUUGUCCAGGUUUAUAAACUGAGUGCAUUAACAUGUCGCUGCUCUGUUACCGUACGUACCAUUAUUUCAUAUGUGCAAAAACUUUAAGAUGUUUCCAGUUUUCAUGUGAUAUUUCUAUGUGUACGAAACUGCGUGUGUGAUUGUGUGCGCAUUCUGUUACUGCCAUGUGCAUGCGUGAGUGUGUGCGCAGAGAAGAAAGCCACGUGUGUGUUGUCUCGGUGUUCUGCGGACCUCUCAGCUUUUUGAGCAUAUUUUGCUUGCAUGGUGGAGAUGAGUUUUUGUUUUUUGUUUUGUUUUUUUUACUGUAUCCUAUAUACCCCUCAUUAAUGGUUCACAGGAAUGACCUUAGCUCAUAACAUCUGGUAAAGAGAAUGUGACCUUUAACAGACUCGUUGAUACAAGCAUUAGUUUGCCUUGGUGUAGGUAGAGGGCUGAGUGUGCCAAUGAUCCUGGUGACCAGGAGGACAAUGCUCCACCAUGCUGGCAGAGCUCAACGUGAGGGAGGGAGCCUCUAUGUGCUCAUGAGUGUAGCGGUGUUCACAAAAUUUUGUUUAUCCUGGGGUGUCCUCAAGUGAUCUUCACACCCAUCAGUAUAUUCAUAAAUCACUCCAUCACUGACCUUCAUUUACAUUUUUUCUUUUUAGAGUUUUGAGUGGGAUACUUCCUGUUAAAUCAUGUUUUAAUCAUGUUGCUAGUGCUGUAGCAACUAUCUAUAUCAAUCAUUUUGUUAUGUAGUUGGAGAUGGCGCAGGGUUUUAGUAAUAAUGCUCCUUAUUUAUAACAAGGAUGUACUUUUUUAAAAGAGCUAUGGACUAAUGAUCCUCCAUGUAUUUCCAUGUUUUGAGCUUUUAGAUAUUAUGAAAUGAAUUGAGUGCAGACAAGAAUUUUUGCAAUAACUUGAAUAUGUCUGUUUUUUGAAAGUGUAAUUUUUCAGAAUGUAUCAAAUCUAUUAUCAUAAACUGAGCUUGUUUCGGCACCUAUGGCGAUAGAGACUCAGUGAGGGGUUCUGUUUAACAGUAUGUAUUAAAAAGAAAAUUUUAUUAAAAUUAAAUAUGAAUUGACCUCUCACUGAGGUGCUCGCAUCUGAUAAAUAUCAUGUGUAAAGUAUAGAAGGUGUAAAGACUCUGGCUGAGACUGGCUACACUCUCAAGUGGUCUCAGAGCUAUGUACGGUUGAGUUUGUCUCUUGCACUCUAACUCUCACACCCAUCUGUGUACAUUCAUUUGUGAAUAGUUCCUUUGUAUUAUAUUAGUACUCAUAAGACCAUUUGAUACAAUCAUUACUGGUAUUAAUUAUUAAUGAUGUUGAUACAAAUUCUAUCAUUGUCUACUUAGCUCGCGUCCCAGGACCAACACAAUCCUUUUGUUGCCGAGUAAACUGUAGCCUCGGUGAGAUGAGGCCAUAUGUAUAUAAUUGUGGAGGAAGGUCGGCGGCCUUCCACAUCCUUCUGCAUUCCAGGGUCUCGUAGUCAUGUUUUGGACUCUGCAAUUUUACACUCCCGUUUUUGUGACCAAUGUAAUUAUACUGAUUUUACCAUUUGACAGUUCGUUCAGAUUUGUAACCUUGACGAGUUAGAACAUGAGCACAGGGCAAUGAUCUCUGGCUGUGCUCAAUGACCUCUGGUUCUGUCAUAGCCGGGCCCUGGUCUAGUCUCACAGCCGCCGACCCUGCCUACCUGUGUACCAUGAUUUCCCGCGCGUUCUGUGUAUGUCAAAUCCGUGUUUCAUAUGAAUGGAUCAAUAAAUUUUUUCACUGUA
Molecule: messenger RNA, 9306 nt
Organism: Homarus americanus (American lobster)
Lineage: Eukaryota; Metazoa; Arthropoda; Malacostraca; Decapoda; Nephropidae
Gene: PlexA
Product: plexin-A4-like
Exons: 26
Coding region: 459-6314 (1951 amino acids)
Biological process (GO): sensory neuron axon guidance; negative regulation of cell adhesion; regulation of GTPase activity
Cellular component (GO): semaphorin receptor complex
Molecular function (GO): semaphorin receptor activity; protein binding
Source: RefSeq, a predicted model, not a curated record